GAGAUAGAAUUGAAGAUAGAGAAAGAGAUCAGAUCAGACAUGGAGGCUUGUAUUCUCAGAAACCCAUCUGCAUUCCAUGUUCUCUCAUCCCUUUUCUUCACUCUUCUUCUUUUCAACUCCAUCACCCUAACCUCAUCCGCAAACACCAGCACUACUUCUCUCACAAUCAGCAAACAGUUCAUCAAAACUUCAUGCAAUUCAACCACAUAUCCUCGUGUUUGCUACAAAUCACUCUCCUCCUAUGCCUCCAAGGUCAAAACCAGCCCCCUGAAGCUCGCCAAUGUGGCUCUCACAGUAAGCCUAAAAGCUGCCCGCAACGCGUCUUCCACCAUCACACUGCUACUGGAACGAAAGGGGAUGACCCGCAUGGAAACAUCAAUCGUUAAGGACUGUGUCGAGAAUUUUGGGGACUGCAUCGACGAACUGCAGCAGUCCUUGCAGGAGUUCAAGAGCCUAGGAGGUGGGAAAAAUGUGGCUUUCCAAAUGGCUAAUAUAAAGACAUGGGUGAGUGCUGCAUUAACAGAUGAGUACACCUGCUCUGAUGGAUUUGAAGGCCAGAAGGUGAGCUCUUCCUUGCAGCAGCAAAUCAAGAAUUAUAUUUCGAAUGUUGCCAAGAUCACCAGCAAUGCUUUGGCUCUCAUCAACAAUCUUUCUGUUACUGAUAUUAAAUCCUAGUACAUCAUGGUCUUUUCCUUUUGGUUGGGGACUGAGUUCAGGGUUUUUACACUUUUAUUGGGUCGGUUUUCUAAGCAGCUGCUUCUCUGAUUUGCUCUUUUAAAUUGAUUUAACAAUAUCUUGUGUUUUAAUUCUAUAAAAAAAAAAAAAUUAUCACUUUUUAAAUUAAGAGAAGCAAAUUGAAGAAGCAUUUUGAAAUAUGGUUUUUUUUUUUUUUUUUUUUUUUUUCAGUCUAUGUGGAGUGGUUUGUAUUUAUAGUGGUUGGUUUUGUUGUACAUUCCUGUGCUCAUCUUGAAGUUGAAAAUCAAUGAAGGAAAGCAUGCUUCAAAGUGAGUUGAAUUUCAGUGCCAAA
Molecule: messenger RNA, 1027 nt
Organism: Vitis riparia (riverbank grape)
Lineage: Eukaryota; Viridiplantae; Streptophyta; Magnoliopsida; Vitales; Vitaceae
Product: pectinesterase inhibitor 4-like
Exons: 1
Coding region: 40-675 (211 amino acids)
Biological process (GO): negative regulation of catalytic activity
Molecular function (GO): enzyme inhibitor activity
Source: RefSeq, a predicted model, not a curated record